Aethina tumida (small hive beetle) is the source of this 1099-nucleotide messenger RNA. Its product is annotated as RNA-binding protein FUS-like. NCBI's taxonomy places the organism in Eukaryota, Metazoa, Arthropoda, Insecta, Coleoptera, Nitidulidae. The transcript has 2 exons. Bases 33 to 974 code for a protein of 313 amino acids. The record is from RefSeq and is a predicted model, not a curated record.
UAUCAAACCGUUUUCCAUCUUAAGCACACAACAUGAGACUUCUAAGCGCAAGUUUGCUUCUGGCCUUAGUCUUAGGCACAUCAAAUGCUGGAUUUGCAGGAAGUUACGGAGCCGUAGCUUCCGGUAGCCAGGACCUGGGUCAGGGACAGGGUGAGUCGCACGACCAAGGACAAGGUUAUGGACAACAGGGAGGUUGGCAGGCUAUCGCCGGACCACAAGAAGGUCAACAACAACACCAAGGAAUCGAACAAUUGGCCGCUGCCGCUCUCCAGCAAGCUUCUGGAUUGUUGCACGCUGCCGAAGGUUACGGUCAAGGCGGCGGCUACCAAAGCUACGGCGGUCAAGGAUUGGAACAAGGUGGUGGCUAUGAAGGAGGCGUUGGUACUGGCCACGGUGGUGACAUAGGAGGAGGAGCUCACGGCCUCGACAUCGGAGCUAGUCAAGGACUCGAAGCUGGCGGCCAUGGAGGUCUCGAAGCUGGUGGUCACGGUGGACUUGAAUCUGGUGGCCAUGGGUUUGAGGGAGGUUUGGAACAAGGCGGCGGCGGUGACUUCGAGAGUAAACACGUAGAAGAACACGUAAACAUUCCAACUCACACCAUCGAACACACCAAACCAGUGCCAGUUCCUGUCGUCAAGAAGAUUGGAGUUCCAGUUCCUCAUCCAGUCGGAGUGCCAGUACCACAAGUUAUCAAAGUACCAGUUCCACAACCCUACCCCGUACACAUCCCAGUACCACAACCAAUCGCUGUUCCAAUCUACAAGUUGGUACCACAAGAAAUUGAAAAGAAAGUUCCAAUCACGGUCAACAAAAUCGUACCAGUGGAAAUAGAAAAGCCAUACAAAAUCGAAAUCGAAAAGCACCACAUCCAAUAUGUGGAAAAACCAUACCCAGUUCAUGUUCCUGUCUACAAGCACGUGUUCCACCACGUUCCAAAACACGGCGGUGGCGGUGGAGGCCACGGAUGGCAUUAGGGCGUCUUAGAUUAGUAAUCGUUGUUUGUUAUUUAUGAUUUGUUGUACAUUAUUUGUUAUUGUUUUUAUACCUCAUUUUUUCUCCUUUCAUCUCAUCUCUCUUCCUAAAAAAAAAUCAUCUUUCA